AUGGCUCAGGAUCGGCCAAAGAUACCUGCCAACGUCCUCUGGGAGGUGCUGGACGACGCGCUGACGCACGUCGCCCGCAUACUGACGGCCGUCAGUUGCUGCAUGCUCCUCGUCGUCGUCACGAUCAAACUGAGCCCGCACUUCCUGGACAACGGGGGCGACACGCUGCCUUACACGCCGCUGCCGGACACCGACGAGCAAGUGUCCUUCACCCGAGCCACCAACGCUACGGCCAACGCGUUUUUGCUGAUCGGAGUGGUCAUCACCAUGACCGUACUCAUGGUUACUCUCUACUACUACCGCUUCUACUCCAUAAUCGGCACCUGGAUCACGCUAGCUUGCGCCAUAAUACUCGUUAUGUCACCUGUGACAUACAUUGACAUCGUGUUCCAUAAGUACAACGUGCCGGCCGACAUCUUUUCCGUCGGCCUCUUCGUGUACAACUUCAUGGCACUCGGUCUGGUCGUGGUCCUGUACAAGGGCCCCAUGCUGCUGCAGCAGUUCUACCUGAUCGCCGAGUCUUCCUACAUGUCGAUCAUGUUGUUGAAGUUCCUGCCCGCCUGGACGCUAUGGGUCGUGCUGGGCCUCAUCCCCAUCUGGGACCUGGUCGCAGUUCUGGCCGUCGUCGGGCCUCUCCGGAUACUUGUCGAGACGGCCCAGGAGAGGAAAGAGGGCCUUCAGCCGGGACUCGUCUUCUCGACCAUGGUCGUGGGCACGUUCCCAGGAAUGGCGAAGCGGCAUUCGGAACGCAGACCUUCGAAACAGCGACGCUCCCACGGUCGCAGGACGUCUGAGCGGCGGCAGUCCGACGUUCCCAGCCCGUCUUUGCACGGACCAGCGGACGUCGGAGCCCCCGAUUUGCCGCUAGACCGCAGGAUGUCCAACCGAAGACCCUCGAACACUGGCUCCAGCGUUCCUGAGCCUUACGAUAUUGCCGAAGACGGGGAGGAACAGGUUAUGUUGCCAGUACCUGUGGAGGGAGUGGCGACACCUCAAGGGCUACCGGACGAAGACCAGAAAGCCCCGGUAGACUUUGAGCGCGAUUCCAGUUUGGACAGCAGCUCGGAAGAUCAGGAGAGCCAGGGCAUCAAGAUGGGUCUGGGAGACUUCGUCUUCUAUAGCGUCCUGGUGGGCAAGGUGGCCACGUUGGGCGACUGGACAAUCGUGUGCGCCUGCUUCGUAGGUAUCUUGGUCGGCAUCUGCGUCACCCUGUUCAUGCUGGCCAUCAUGCAGACGGCGCUUCCGGCACUUCCAGUGUCACUGGCGUUCGGCCUCACUUUCGUCGGAUUCCACCAGCUCAUUCAGAGCUUCACGAAUGAACUGUUCACCAAACAGGCGUUCGUGUGA
Molecule: messenger RNA, 1347 nt
Organism: Rhipicephalus microplus (southern cattle tick)
Lineage: Eukaryota; Metazoa; Arthropoda; Arachnida; Ixodida; Ixodidae
Product: presenilin-1-like
Source: RefSeq, a predicted model, not a curated record